UUUACAAUGACAUGCACUGUUCCACGUAAUCAAAAUGGCGAUUGAGCAAAGUUGACGAAAAUGUUCACCCUGCUUCUAAAAAAUUAAGAAUUUUAUUCGAAUUCCAUUGAUAAUUCAGUAUAAUUUUUAUGAACAUCAUUCAUUAAGAAUAAGAGUUUCGUUCUUGCUUUUGUAUAAGUGCAAUAUCUUUACUUUCUGCCGGUGAAAAUUGUGGAAGAAAUUGAGGUUCGAAGAUGGCGAGUCCCCGAACGCGACGAGUGAUGAAAGAACUGCGCCCGAGAGACGGUAACAAUACUUGCUUUGAAUGUAACGGCCAUAACCCACAAUGGGUGAGUGUGACAUACGGCAUCUGGAUCUGCCUAGAGUGUUCCGGCAAACACCGAGGUCUCGGAGUUCAUUUAAGUUUUGUCCGGUCCGUGACAAUGGAUAAAUGGAAGGAUUUAGAACUGGAGAAGAUGAAAGUUGGAGGCAACAACAAGGCCAGGCAAUAUCUGAAGUCGCAGCCUGAUUACAACCCUGGAUGGAGCCUGCAAGAGAAAUACAACAGCAAAGCUGCAGCUCUCUACAGAGAUAAGAUUGCAACAGAAGCCAAAGGCGAGACCUGGUCCGAGGCAACCUCCUCUGCUAGGAAUCACGUCCCGUACGUCGCUGCUAGGCUCAAGACGACUUCCUCUAGUAGCUCCGCUGGUUCAUUCCAUACUUCCAGUAGCUCCCCUAGCUUCUCGUCUUACAAUUCGGGCGGAGCCAAAGUAGAGUAUGGAAGUGGUGGUGGGUACCAGUCGGCGGGGAAGGACGACUUUGAGUUGCAGUACGGCAUGUCUAAAUCUGAAGUUGAUGCCAAAAAGGGGGAUUACUUUGACCGAAUACAAGCUGAUAAUGCAUCCAGACCAGAUCACCUUCCACCGAGUCAAGGAGGCCGAUAUACAGGUUUUGGUAACACGCCAAUCAAACAGGAGGAGAACAGCAGUGAUACAUGGGACACGGCUGUGUCGUCAUUGAGUGCAGGCUGGUCUACGUUCGCUCUGGGCGCCACCAAGUUUGCUUCAGCCACCAAGGAAGGGGCGGUCAAGUUUGGAACUGCUGCAUCACAGAAGACUCAAGAGUAUGCUGCAAAAGUGAACGAAGCCGUGGUCAAACCCACUAAGGAGAAGAUGCAGGAAGGACGAUUGAUGAACGAUAUCUCCACGGGAACAAAGAGCUGGGCUUCCAAGGUUGCGUCCAGCACCUCCAAAGGAUGGAAGGAUUUCACUAAUAUCUUCACCGAUAACCCAACAACGUUAGAUUCUGUUGACUCUGCACCGACAGCAGAGUCGCUACUAAUGCCUGGCAAAGAGGACAGUGAAAAGAGAGAACGGUUACGACAAAUGGAUCCUGAUCAAAGUGAAACCCCUUUACUUCACGAUGCCCCCACCCCUCCUAGGACACCGGAUGAGACAGAUGAUGUCAGCUGGGGGUGGGGCAACAGUGACACAUGGGACAACCCACCCCAGAGCAGACCCAGCCCGCCCAAGGUCGAGGAGAAUGACAGCUGGGACUCUUGGUCCAACGAGCAAGAUGAUCUACUACUAGACUUCGGUGACUCCAGCUCAAAACCCAAGAAAGCCAACAGCGCGACAAGAAAAAACGGCUCCAAAAAGUCCUCCUCAAGCAACAAGAAGGUGACAUCCCUGGAGGAGACGUGGGACGAUGCAGGAGGGUGGGAUGAGGCAGCGUGGGAUGCUAUAGAGAGUGACAUCAAUACGAGUAAGAAGACGUCGUCAUCAACGAGACGAAACAACAGCAAGAGAGACUGAUAGAUGCUGCCGAUAGGUGCAGCAUUUAGUAAGAUGCCUGUCUGGAAUUACAAGAUGGGUGAAAUUUAUUAAUUGCCAUACAGGUAUUAAAAAUGACCCCCCCCCCCCAACCUUUAUAUGUGUACCUGGUGCCAACAUUGCCUCAAUACACCCCCCCCCCCCCCCCCACAGAAAGGACGGUAAUCUUGAAAACCAAAUUGUGAUGUGUAUCUCCUUGUGUGUAAUAUUCCUUUUACGUGGGAUUCAAAACUUUCUCAUAUACAUGUAUGUAGCUCCCAUAUGAAAUCAAUUUGCCCGAAAAAUUCAGUGCAAAGAAUACAAAAUUAGACAUCCCAGCAAUAGGAGAAUGUUUGGUAGCCUCUUAUUCCCCUUUCAACAAUAUAUACAUAUGGUCAGACCAUUUGAAAGAGUUUAAGAUUUGCUUUUUUCCCUAUGCAUGAAAAUGAAAAAAAUAAGUAAUUUCCAGUAGUAAUGAGUUGCAACAAAUUUUUUUUUUUUUAAAUGUAAGGUGUUUUUUUUUUGGGGGGGGGGGAUUGGUUCUUUUUUCGUCCGUGGUCGUAUGUAUAAUUUACGUAAAUGUGUGGCUGACUGCUUGGCUCAUUUGCAUAAACCUGCUCUUAGAAACCUGUAAAUUUCAACCCCCCCCCCAUCAAUUUGACAAAUAUCAUCCUCGGCAAUUAAUUUACAGACUUACGUGGUAAGUCCUGCGUCACACUGAGCGGAUGUUGUCAUGGCAACCAAUGUUUUACACUUGUCCAUGACAGGUAACAUUGAUAGACUCGUCUGUGAAGGCUUGGGUUUUAAUUAAUGUGAGUGCUGAACACCCCCCCCCCCCCUCCUUGUUUCUUUUAAGUCGAUUAUAAACAUUUCAAUAACAUUCUGAAAAGCAGAGGAGUUUGUAAUGUUUUUGAGUGAAUUCACAUUUUUUUUUCCCCUCAGCACCUGUUGGUUCCAAAUUUAGAAAACAAAUUUCAUGUGCUGCACUUGAACAGUAGGAAGGACACUCAAGCAAACAGCAGUUUCAUUAUGACUUAACCUUCCCCCCCCCCCCAAGACAAACAACCCAAAACUAUGUGUGUUCCCUCUACAUUCUGAAAAGGUCAUUCCAUUAUGUCUGGCAGAAUUGAUUUUCCCAUCUGUUGCCAUGGAAAUGCUUUGAUGGAGACAUUUCCAAGUCCUUUUUGUGUGACGUAAAUCAGUCAAAAUGCCCAAUAUUUCGUCAACCGUUAUUGCUUGCAAAUAGAGACUGACAAUACAUUUGUAGAAAUAAGUCUGGCAUUUUCUGGCUUUGGGCAUGGGGGAAAAACAUCAAUAUAGGUUUUUUUUAUGUUUAAUGUCCCCCUGAAAUUGUUCAAAAAAUUUUUAUUCCUAAGAGAGAUUGCAUGUUGCUUCAAUGAUAUGUUAAUGGUUUGGGUGACUUGCUACAAUUGCAAAAGCUAAAUUCAGCUGGACCCCCCCCCCCCC
Molecule: messenger RNA, 3257 nt
Organism: Patiria miniata (bat star)
Lineage: Eukaryota; Metazoa; Echinodermata; Asteroidea; Valvatida; Asterinidae
Gene: arfgap1
Product: ADP-ribosylation factor GTPase-activating protein 1-like
Exons: 12
Coding region: 234-1793 (519 amino acids)
Biological process (GO): regulation of endocytosis; regulation of ARF protein signal transduction
Cellular component (GO): Golgi membrane
Molecular function (GO): GTPase activator activity
Source: RefSeq, a predicted model, not a curated record